UAAAUAACUAAUGAAUCUAAAAGCAAAAUAACAGCUGUUUUUGUAUUUAUUUGGAAGCGGUAGAUGAAAAUUUUUGUGAAUGCGGCGCGUGUUUCAUUCGUUUUCAAGUGUUAUGUCAAAGAAUAAAAGUAAAAAGUCUGCUCCCGUCCUUGCCGUAGAUGAGAAGAAAUCAAAUGAUGGUCCCGUGCAGUUGGAUAAAAGCGACAUAGGAAUUGAAGGAGUUGGAGUACAAAUUGCAGCACCUCCCACAGAAGGAGAAGCAAACGCAGAGCUAGUGAAAUAUCUAUCCAAACUGUUGGGAUUACGGAAAAGUGAUGUAUCGCUGGACAAAGGAUCUCGCUCACGCAAUAAAUUAGUAAUGAUUAGUAAAGGAGUUACUACAUUGGAGAAUAUAAAUGAAGCAUUAAGAAAGGAAUGCGAGUCGUAAAAUGUUUAUGGAAAUCCCUUAUCAUAUACAUA
This is a messenger RNA of Zeugodacus cucurbitae (melon fly), 459 nucleotides long. Its product is annotated as UPF0235 protein C15orf40 homolog. The record is from RefSeq and is a predicted model, not a curated record. Gene Ontology annotation, cellular component: cytoplasm. Bases 80 to 427 code for a protein of 115 amino acids. NCBI's taxonomy places the organism in Eukaryota, Metazoa, Arthropoda, Insecta, Diptera, Tephritidae. The transcript has 2 exons.